UCACGAGUCACGCACUUAUAAUUGCUCUCUGUCUCUCUCUGCCUCUCUCUAUCUCUAUAUCUGUGUCUCUCUCUCUCUGUGCGUGCCUUAUCUCCGUUUCUGUUAUGCGAUCUCCGGGCGAUCCUUGCUCUUUCCAGAUCCCGCGAGCCGCCUGAAUGUGGAACUCGGAGGAGAACGUCUUCGCCCGCUCCGCCUCCUCCUCAGGGGGCGGCGGCGGCGGCGGCGACGACGAGGAGGCGCUCCGGUGGGCCGCCCUCGAGCGGCUCCCCACCUACGCCCGCGUCCGCCGCGGCAUCUUCAAGGACCUCGGCGGCGGGUCCAAGGAGGUCGGCCUGAGCGAGCUCGAGGCGCAGGAGCAGAGGCUGCUCCUCGACCGGCUCGUCAGCUCCGUCGAUCACGAUCCCGAGCGGUUCUUCGAGCAGAUGCGCCAGCGCUUCGAAGCAGUAGAUUUGGAAUUUCCAAAGAUUGAGGUUCGCUUUCAGGAUUUGACAAUCGAAUCAUUCGUCCACACUGGUAGCAGAGCUCUACCUACUAUCCCCAAUUUCAUGUGCAACAUGACCGAGGCUCUGUUAAGGAAGACGCGGAUUUACAGGGGAAAGAGAAGCAAGCUCACAAUUUUACACAACAUCAGUGGCAUAAUAAGGCCUUCCAGGUUAACGCUUCUACUGGGUCCUCCAAGCUCCGGAAAAACGACAUUGCUCUUGGCACUUGCAGGCCGUCUUAAAAAAGAUUUACAGGUGUCAGGAAAAAUUACAUAUAAUGGGCACAGCCUACAUGAGUUUGUUCCUCAGAGAACAUCCGCUUAUGUAAGUCAACAAGACUGGAACGUGGCUGAGAUGACUGUGAGAGAAACUCUUGAGUUUGCGGGUCGCUGUCAAGGUGUUGGCUUCAAAUAUGAUAUGUUACUAGAGCUUUCACGAAGAGAGAAGAUUGCUGGGAUCAAACCUGAUGAGGAUCUUGAUAUAUUCAUGAAGUCACUUGCACUUGGAGGACCAGAGACUAGCCUUGUGGUGGAGUACAUCAUGAAGAUUUUAGGGUUGGACAUAUGUGCUGAUACUUUGGUCGGAGAUGAAAUGCUGAAGGGGAUUUCAGGGGGCCAGAAGAAGCGGCUUACAACAGGUGAAUUACUUGUUGGUCCCGCAAGGGUUCUGUUCAUGGAUGAAAUAUCCAAUGGUCUUGACAGUUCAACUACUUAUCAAAUAAUUAAGUAUCUUCGGCAUUCCACCAAAGCCCUUGAUGGGACCACCAUGAUAUCGCUGCUUCAACCUGCUCCAGAAACAUAUGAGUUAUUUGAUGAUAUCAUUCUUUUAUGUGAGGGCCAGAUAGUGUAUCAAGGACCCCGCAGCGAUGUUCUUGACUUUUUCAAAUCUGUGGGGUUCAGUUGUCCGGAAAGGAAGAAUGUGGCGGAUUUCUUGCAAGAAGUGACAUCAAAGAAGGACCAAGAGCAGUAUUGGUCUGAACCAUAUUGCCCAUACAGAUAUAUACCUGUGGGAAAAUUUGCAGAAGCUUUUCGUCUGUAUUCUGCUGGAAAAAACCUGUUGCAGGAACUGGAUGUUCCUUUUGACAGACGUUACAAUCAUCCAGCUGCCUUGGCAACUGCUCGCUAUGGUGCUACCAAGAAAGAACUUCUCAAAACCAGCUUUGACUGGCAGAUGCUUCUGAUAAAACGAAACUUGUUUAUCUAUGUAUUCAAAUUCAUCCAGCUUCUUUUAGUUGCACUCAUCACCAUGAGUGUCUUUUUCCGUUCGACCAUUCAUCACAACACCAUCGAUGAUGGAGGUCUAUAUCUGGGAGCAUUAUACUUUUCUAUGAUCAUCAUUCUCUUCAAUGGCUUUACGGAGGUUUCUAUGCUGGUUGCGAAGCUUCCAGUCCUUUACAAGCACAGGGACUUGCACUUCUAUCCUAGCUGGGUUUACACAUUACCUUCUUGGGCUUUAAGUAUUCCAACUUCACUCAUGGAGUCUGGAUUUUGGGUGGCAGUUACCUAUUAUGUAAUCGGAUAUGACCCUGAUAUUACUAGAUUUUUCCGACAAUUCUUGUUAUACUUCUUUCUGCACCAGAUGUCUAUCGGUCUUUUCCGCGUAAUGGGAUCUUUGGGUCGAAACAUGAUAGUUGCCAACACCUUUGGAUCUUUCGCAAUGCUGGUUGUGAUGGCUCUUGGAGGCUACAUCAUUUCAAGAGAUCGCAUACCAAGUUGGUGGAUAUGGGGUUUCUGGAUUUCCCCUUUGGCCUACGCUCAAAAUGCAGCUUCUGUCAAUGAAUUUCUUGGGCAUUCUUGGGAAAAGAAAGCUGGGAGCUCUGAUUUUCCAUUAGGUGAAGCAUUAUUGAGAGCACGCAGUCUUUUUCCAAAGAGCUACUGGUAUUGGAUCGGACUUGGUGCUUUGCUUGGAUACACAAUUUUGUUUAACAUCCUUUUCACAUUGUUCCUGACUUACCUUAACCCUUUAGGAAAGCAGCAAGCUGUUGUCUCUAAGGAAGAGCUUCAAGAAAGAGAGCAAAGAAGGAAAGGUGAAAGUGUUGCCGUUGAGCUAAGAGAGUACUUCCAGCAUUCAGGAUCACGAGUUGGAAAGUAUUUUAAGCGGCGAGGCAUGGUUCUGCCUUUUCAACCUGUUUCGAUGUCUUUCAGCAAUAUCAAUUACUUUGUAGAUGUGCCUCUGGAAUUAAAGCAACAGGGAAUUAUGGAAGAUAAGUUGCAGUUACUUGUUAAUGUCACUGGAGCGUUUAGGCCUGGUGUGCUUACAGCACUGGUUGGAGUUAGCGGUGCUGGUAAAACUACCCUCAUGGAUGUUUUAGCAGGGAGGAAGACUGGUGGUGUCAUUGAAGGAAGCAUACAUAUAUCAGGAUACCCCAAAAGGCAAGAAACUUUUGCAAGAAUUUCUGGUUACUGCGAGCAGAAUGAUAUCCACUCCCCCUGCUUAACUGUUCUGGAAUCGCUUCUGUUCUCUGCUUGGCUCCGAUUACCUGCAGAUGUUGACUUGGAGACACAGAGGGCUUUCGUUGAAGAGGUUAUGGAGCUUGUGGAGCUGACACAAUUGGCUGGGGCAUUGGUUGGUCUUCCUGGAGUUGAUGGUCUGUCCACAGAGCAAAGGAAAAGAUUAACAAUAGCUGUUGAACUGGUGGCUAACCCUUCUAUGGUUUUUAUGGACGAGCCCACGUCGGGGCUUGAUGCAAGGGCUGCAGCUAUUGUGAUGAGGACUGUGAGGAAUAUUGUGAAUACUGGCCGAACAAUAGUUUGCACCAUCCAUCAGCCGAGUAUAGACAUUUUUGAAUCAUUUGAUGAGCUUUUGUUUAUGAAGCGUGGAGGAGAGCUUAUAUAUGCUGGUCCUCUUGGCCCCAAAUCUUGUGAGCUCAUCAAGUAUUUUGAGGCAGUUGAAGGAGUGCCAAAGAUUAGAGCUGGAUAUAAUCCUGCUGCUUGGAUGCUCGAGGUUACUUCGUCAGAUGAAGAAGAUCGUCUGGGCUUGGAUUUUGCAGAACUUUACCGGCGAUCAUAUCUAUUUCGACACAACAAAGAACUGGUUGAAAAUCUAAGCAGGCCUAACAGUAGUUACAAGGAGCUGAAGUUCCCAACCAAGUAUAAUCAAUCAUACCUUGAGCAGUUUAUAGCAUGUCUUUGGAAGCAGAAUCUUUCAUAUUGGCGAAACCCUCAAUACACUGCAGUUCGCUUCUUCUAUACUGUGGUAAUCUCUUUGAUGCUUGGGAGCAUAUGUUGGAGAUUUGGUGCAAAAAGAGAGACGCAGCAGGACUUAUUUAAUGCCAUGGGAUCCAUGUAUGCAGCAGUCCUGUUUAUUGGGAUUACCAACGCCACUGCUGUUCAACCUGUUGUUUCUAUUGAAAGAUUUGUUUCAUACAGAGAAAGAGCUGCAGGGAUGUACUCAGCUUUGUCAUUUGCAUUUGCUCAGGUCGUCAUAGAAUUCCCCUAUGUUUUUGCUCAGGCGCUUAUUUACUGCACCGUCUUUUAUUCCAUGGCCUCUUUCCAGUGGACGUUUUUGAAGUUCGUUUGGUACUUGUUCUUUAUGUAUUUUACCAUGAUGUACUUCACUUUUUACGGGAUGAUGACCACGGCAGUGACACCUAAUCACAACGUGGCCGCGAUUAUUGCUGCUCCCUUCUACAUGCUUUGGAACCUUUUCAGUGGCUUCAUGAUUCCCCACAAGAGAAUUCCCAUCUGGUGGAGAUGGUAUUAUUGGGCAAACCCAAUAGCCUGGAGUCUGUAUGGCCUCAUUGUUUCCCAGUACGGCGAUGAUGAUGAACUUUUGAAGCUAGCGGAUGGUUACACUCUGGUACCUAUAAGGCAGUUCCUCAACGAUGUUUUCGGGUAUAGACAUGAUUUCGUGGGUGUUGCCGGGAUCAUGGUGGCUGGUUUCUGCUUAUUGUUCGCUGUCAUCUUUGCAUAUGCAAUAAAGUCCUUCAACUUCCAAAAGAGGUGAGAGAACAAUAAAACUUCGCUGUCUGCAGCUGCUCGUGGGUUUCUGGACAUGCAUCCAGAAAUAUAUCAAUUCCGCGUCAGAAAUGGUAAUGUAUAGGAGCAUGACACUUGAAUAUUCAUAAUUAGCUCAUUUGAUACGAGAAUGCAGAUUUAAGAUAGUCCAACAUCUAAACAUACAGUUUUAUGCAAUAAAAUUAGAGAUAAAUUCACUCUG
Rhodamnia argentea is the source of this 4640-nucleotide messenger RNA. RefSeq names its product ABC transporter G family member 32. The transcript is spliced from 24 exons. The coding region runs from base 156 to 4427 and encodes 1423 amino acids. The record is from RefSeq and is a predicted model, not a curated record. Gene Ontology annotation, molecular function: ABC-type transporter activity; ATP hydrolysis activity; ATP binding. Lineage: Eukaryota; Viridiplantae; Streptophyta; Magnoliopsida; Myrtales; Myrtaceae. Gene Ontology annotation, cellular component: membrane.